AUGGCUCAUCGUUUCGUGACAGUUCUAGGGCCACAUUUAAUUGAUGAGUGUAUGACCGCUGCAUUACAGCUGGGUAUGGAUAUUUCCCGUAUACAGGCAUAUGCACAAAAUUUAGAGGAUCGUAAACAUCAGCGUAGGACAGAGCGUGAGCAUGACCGGGGUCAUAGAAGUGCACCUCCACAGUUUUCGGGUCCUAGAUUUGAUAGGUCUUCUUAUUCAGGAGCGGGUCAGAGUUCUAAAGCAUCAGGUUCUCAGUACAAACCAGAGUCCGGUCAGAUUAGGCCCCCGUUACCACGGUGUGUCCAGUGUGGUAAGUUACACGCAGGUCAGUGUCGAUGGGGAUCGGAUGCUUGUUAUGCUUGUGGCCAGCCAAGGCACGUGAUGCGGCAGUGUUCGAUGACAGGUGGUGUAGGUAUUAUUCAGUCUACUAGGUCCAUAGCUGGUUCUUCUUCUGUAGUACGCCCUUCAGGGCGAGGUUCUCUGACACCAGCAGGACGUGGUAAAGGGAGGAGUGAAACGUCUAGCUCGAGUAGGCCUCAGCAUCGCGUUUAUGCAUUGGCUGGUAGGCAGGAUCAUGAGUCAUCUCCUGAUGUCGUCACAGGUAUAUUAUGA
This is a messenger RNA of Lycium barbarum (goji berry), 612 nucleotides long. RefSeq lists its product as uncharacterized. Gene Ontology annotation, molecular function: nucleic acid binding; zinc ion binding. The coding region runs from base 1 to 612 and encodes 203 amino acids. The transcript has 2 exons. The record is from RefSeq and is a predicted model, not a curated record. NCBI's taxonomy places the organism in Eukaryota, Viridiplantae, Streptophyta, Magnoliopsida, Solanales, Solanaceae.